CGGCACUCAUUGCUUCCAGCCACACCUCGCCACAUCUACUAAACGGUAGUCUAUUCAAGAACGUACAAGAACCUUUUGGGGGAACGUGUCGUUCAGAACAAACCGUUGUUCAACGUAGCAAACGUUUAAGAGGACUGAACGCACCUCAACCUCUCCCUGUCUUUUUUCAUUUCGUUCUCUCUCGUUGUUUAUCUCCGCUCUUUUAGAACGCAGAAGGAGUUGUAGAAGAUCAACAAGGACGACUCAGUAGCUCAUCAACCAAACAAUACGCGUUGAUAGUAGCAACAGUGAAGAAUGUUGACUAAAGAACGGGGCCUGGUUUAUCUCGUCACCGGGGGCUGUGGGUUCCUCGGACAACACCUGUUACAGGUCCUUUUGGAGAAAGAGGAUGCGGUAACGGAAAUUCGACUUUUUGACAAACACAUCGACUCUAGUCUAAAUGGCCACAGCACAGAGCGGGUAAAGGUGGUGGUGACGCAGGGGGACAUCACAGAUUACUCCAGUGUCCUGGAGGUGUCCAAGGGGGCAGACCUGGUCAUCCACACGGCCAGCCUGGUGGAUGUCUGGCACAGAGUCCCUGAGACAGUCAUCCAGGCUGUGAAUGUUCAAGGAACUGUGAAUGUGAUCAAUGCCUGUGUGGAGAAUGGUAUUCAGUAUCUGGUCUACACCAGCAGCAUGGAGGUGGUCGGCCCCAAUGUGAAAGGAGACCCCUUUAUCAGAGGUGAUGAAGACACCGUCUACAAUGUUUAUCAUGAUAUGCCCUACCCCAGGAGCAAGGCCAAGGCAGAGAAACUGGUGCUGGAGGCCAACGGCAAUAAGGUGAAUGAAGGGGCCUGCUUGUACACAUGCUCCCUCCGUCCCACAGGGAUCUAUGGUGAGCAGCACCAGCUGAUGAGGGACUUCUAUGAGAUGGGUGUGAGGACAGGGGGCUGGAUCAUUCGAGGCGUCCCAAAGGACACGGAACAUGGUCGUGUCUAUGCAGGUAACGUGGCUUGGAUGCAUCUGCUGGCUGCUCGCUCCCUGAGAGAGCACCCCCAACGGGUUGGAGGGGAAGUUUACUUCUGCUAUGACGACUCACCCUACAAGAGUUAUGAGGAUUUCAACAUGCAGUUCCUGUCUGGGUUCAACUUCCGCCAGGUCCGUGUGCCGCUAUUGGUGCUGUGGUUGGUGGCGUGCCUGAAUGACCUGCUCCGCUGGGUGCUGAAGCCUGUGUGCAGCUACACACCAUUACUCAAUCGCUACACACUCGCUGUGGCCAGCACCUCCUUCACAGUAGGUUCAGACAAGGCCCAGCGCCACUUCCAGUACCGCCCCCUCUAUGACUGGGAACAGUGCAAGGCCCGCACACAGAGAUGGGUGGACACCUUUCCCUUCGCAGGCCCCAAGGACUCCUGAUUUGCUGGUCUGAGGGAACCUUGUCUGGGCUAAACCGAUGCACCACACAUCAUAACAUGGGAUGGAUGGAGGAGUGAGAGGACUUUCUCAGAUUUAUAUUCUCACUAUGUUUGCUCCAUCAUAAGCAGUAUUAUCAUUACACGUAUGCAUACAAACUCUUGACCCCUGAACUCUUAAACCCUGAACUAUGACCUCCUGCACGUGUUCUUCAAAAAUGGUUAUGUCCUCCUACCUGUCACUACUUGUGGCUAGCCUGUAGCUCCUCAGUCAAAAUGAUGACAAGGCAUGUUCCACACUGAAAUGGGUCACUUAUCCAUCCCAUGAUCUUCUGAUUCACAUGAGAACCUUCCCAGCUCUAAAUAAGAGAUAAUACAUUGGAGAUUCAAUAUAAAAAGUUUGGUGCUUUAUCGGACAUUGCCAUAUUCAUCCUCUUAAAAAAGGGGUAGAUAUGUGAUUGUAGUCAUAAAAGGGCAUAGGUAUGUGAUCUAGGAAAGCUGCUCAUGAAUUGUUUUGAGUCUAUUUCCAACAAUACACAGUGCAAUACAUUGCUAUACAUAUUUUGCAAUACAUACAUGAAAAUGCAAUACAUUUUCCACAAGACAUCAUCACUACAUAGACUUGAUCUGUUUUUGUUGAAGAGCACUAGUGCAGAAAACAUGCAUCUUAAACAUGCAUUAAUGCACACAGAGAAUAUUGUCUGAUUUUGUUCUAUGUGAUUUUAGAGUUUUAUGAAUCAAAUCAAAUCAAAGUUUAUUUGUCACGUGCGCUGAAUACAACAGUUGUAGACCUUA
Messenger RNA from Salmo salar (Atlantic salmon), 2186 nucleotides. Its product is annotated as hydroxy-delta-5-steroid dehydrogenase, 3 beta- and steroid delta-isomerase. NCBI's taxonomy places the organism in Eukaryota, Metazoa, Chordata, Actinopteri, Salmoniformes, Salmonidae. Gene Ontology annotation, molecular function: oxidoreductase activity, acting on the CH-OH group of donors, NAD or NADP as acceptor. Gene Ontology annotation, biological process: steroid biosynthetic process. The record is from RefSeq and is a predicted model, not a curated record.